Molecule: messenger RNA, 1419 nt
Organism: Sphenostylis stenocarpa
Lineage: Eukaryota; Viridiplantae; Streptophyta; Magnoliopsida; Fabales; Fabaceae
Source: the annotation of a GenBank genome assembly
AUGAAUUCAGCCCCUCCGAGACACAUUUGCGAGAACCAUUUUCCCCAUAGCAGUUCAUGUUGUUCGGAUCAAAGCAGCAGCAAUAGCAUAUCAUAUACAACAUUAAAAUCCAAACCUCAAAAUCCUCAAAACAUGGCAACUUCUGGGGACACCAGCAAAACCAUAAAGCUCGUACGUUACAACAGCUACCUCCGCAGAGUGAACAGCAACAAGCUCCUAAACACACCCUCCAUCAUCCUCUUCUUCCUCCUAACAACCCUCAUCCUCAUCAUCCUCUACACCUUCUUCGCCACCACCCUCCUCUCCUCCACCUUCCACGGUGCCGCCUGGGAGAAUCACCUUCGCCACUCCGCCGUUCCGCGCCGCCCCAACGGCAUGUCGGUCCUCGUCACCGGCGCCGCCGGCUUCAUAGGCUCCCACUGCUCGCUCGCCCUCAAGAAUCGCGGCGACGGCGUCAUCGGCCUCGAUAACUUCAACUCCUACUACGACCCUUCCUUGAAGCGCGCACGCCAACACCUCCUCGCCAAGCACGGAAUCCUAAUUGUCGAAGGCGACCUAAACGACGCGUCGCUGCUCGCGAAACUCUUCGACAUCGUUUCGUUCUCCCACGUCCUCCAUCUGGCAGCCCAGGCGGGCGUGCGCUACGCCAUGCAGAACCCCCAGUCUUACGUGGCUUCCAACAUUGCCGGAUUCGUGAACCUUCUAGAAGCUUCCAAAAACGCCAGCCCCCAGCCCGCUAUCGUCUGGGCAUCCUCCAGCUCCGUCUAUGGGCUCAACACCCAAAACCCAUUCUCCGAACUCCACCGCACCGACCAGCCCGCGAGCCUCUACGCCGCCACCAAAAAAGCCGGCGAGGAAAUUGCUCACUCUUACAACCACAUCUAUGGACUCUCCCUCACUGGAUUACGCUUCUUCACGGUCUACGGGCCCUGGGGGAGGCCCGACAUGGCGUAUUUCUUCUUCACCAAGGCCAUCCUCCAAGGGAAGCCCAUUGACGUUUACCAGACGCAGGACGAGAGAGAGGUUGCGCGCGAUUUCACUUACGUAGACGACGUCGUCAAGGGCUGCCUAGGUGCGCUCGACACGGCGGAGAAUAGCACCGGGAGCGGUGGGAAAAAGCGCGGCCCUGCUCAGCUGAGAAUUUACAAUAUCGGCAACACGUCGCCAGUGCCGGUGGGGAAACUCGUGGCCGUGUUGGAAGCAUUGCUAAAGGAGAAGGCGAAGAAGCACGUGAUCAAAAUGCCGCGAAACGGCGACGUUCCGUUCACGCAUGCCAAUGUGAGCUUAGCGUGUAGAGACUUCGGGUACAAGCCCGCCACAGAUCUCUUGACUGGUCUGAGAAAGUUCGUGCAGUGGUACGUUCGGUAUUACGGGGUUCGCUUAGGGGCAGAAAAGGAAAAACACGGAGACUUCGCUUGA